AUGGCCGCAAUCCACAUUGCUGCAAUACUCGCAACUGCAGGUAUGAUUUUACUCUGGGAUGUUGACUCGGGACUUGCUCAAAUUAACAAAUACUUUCAUAGUAAUGAUAAUCAUGUCAAUGCUGGUGCAUUAUUGGGAGUUAGAAUUGUCAAUUGUGGUAUCAAGAAUGACUGUGGUCCUGCAUUGGCACUUCUAGGUGACUGUACACAUAGAAAAGACACUUCAAUCAGGAUUGGUGCAAUUAUGGGUUUGGGAAUUGCAUAUGCUGGUUCCCAGAAUGAGCAGCAUUUCAAAGUCAAAAGCAAGUCGGUGAUCAAGGCUAAAGAAAUCUCCAAGGAUCGCAAAACACCACAAAGCCACACUAGCAAUUUGGCAAACGUUUGUCUAAUUGUUCUUUUGACUGAAUCAGAACUCGUUAAGAAAAUUGUUGGAGACGUUUUGCGAAAAUUGACUCCUAGUUACCGAAACCAACUUAAAGGUCUGGUAGGAAUUGAGGAUAGUUGUGAAGAAAUUGAAUCAGUACUGAAAAUUGGGUCAACUGAAGUUAUAACCAUUGGAAUAUGGGGUAUGGGUGGCAUAGGAAAGACCACCCUAGCUACUACUUUGUAUGCAAGAUUGUCUCCUUGGUUUGAAGGUUGUUGUUUCCUAGAAAAUGUAAGGGAAAAUUCAAGCAGUCAUAAUAGACUUGAAGCUUUACGUAACAAACUUUUCGCCAAGUUGUUACAGAUCGAAAAUCAUUGUUUUGAUCCGAAUUUUGUGAGGCGUAAGCUUAAACAUAAAAAGGUUUUCAUUGUGUUGGAUGAUGUGGUCACCUUGCAACAAUUAGAAUAUCUAAUUGAAGAUUAUGAUUUUUUGGGGCCAGGAAGUAGAGUCAUUGUUACAACUAGAGAUAAACAAAUUUUUAAUCUAGUUGAUGAAGUAUAUAAGGUCAAGGAAUUGAGUUCUGAUCAAUCUCUUCAACUUUUAUGUUUGACUGUUUUUGGAGAAAAACAACCUAAACAUGGAUAUGAAGAUCUUUCAAGAAGUGUAGUUUCUUAUUGCAAAGGUGUUCCUUUAGCUUUAAAGGUUCUGGGUGCAAGUCUUCGCCGAAGAAGUGAAGAGGUAUGGGAAAGUGAAUUGGGAAAGCUCCAAAAGAUCCCAAAUAUGCAAAUUCAUAACAUUUUAAAAUUGAGUUAUGAUGGCUUAGAUCAUUCUCAAAAGAACAUCUAUUUAGACAUUGCAUGCUUACUAAAAGGAGAAAGAAGGGAUUUGGUAACAAGUUUACUAGAAGCUUGUGGUUUCUUUGCAAUAUCUGGGAUAGAAGUCCUUUUGGACAAAGCUCUCAUAACAAUUUCAAAUUACAAUGAAAUAGAAAUGCAUGACUUGAUACAACAAAUGGGUCAAGAAAUUGUUCAUCAAGAAUCCAUCAAAGAUCCUGGAAGACGGAGUCGAUUAUGGAAACAUGAUGAAGUGUACGAAGUAUUGAAAUAUAACAAGGGAACAUAUGAUGUUGAAGGGAUAAUUUUAAAUUUGGAUACAUUAACUGAGGAUCUGUGUUUGAGCUUUGAUUGCCUUGCAAAGAUGGCUAAUGUGAGAUUUCUUAAAAUUCAUAAAGUGCGAUACUGGGAUGAGUACAAAUUUAAUUUGUACCUUCCUCAUGGUCUCAAGUCAUUGUCUAAUAAAUUGAGGUACCUUCGCUGGGAUGGAUUUUGUCUCGAGUCUUUGCCAUCUAACUUUUGUGCUGAACAACUUGUAGAGCUUCACAUUUCCUUGAGCAAGGUUAAAAGGCUUUGGGAUGGAGUUCAGGAUCUUUCGAAUUUAAAGACAAUUCGCUUACAUGACUUGCCAGAGCUAAUUGAGAUCCCAGACUUGUCUAUGGCAAGAAAACUUGAACAUAUUUCUCUUAUGGAUUGUAUAAGUUUGUGUGAGCUCCAUCCAUCCAUCGUGUCUCUCCCUAACCUAACAGAGAUGGGAUUAUUUCGAUGUUCAAGGAUUGAAAUCCUUAAAGUUCAUUCAAAAUCUCUUCGUAUACUUGUCGCCUAUGAUUGUUCAUCUCUCAAGGAAUUCUCAAUUACAUCAAAGGAAAUGGUUUGUUUGAACUUACGUAAAACCACUAUAAGUGCAUUACCGUCAUCAAUUUGGAAUAAUAGGAAACUUAGUGAUCUUCAUCUAACAGUCUCAAACAAUCUUGAAAGGUUAUCAAAGGAAGGAGGAAUGGGGUCGAUUACAACACUAAACCAUUCCGAGUGCAUGAAGCACAAUGCAUGGAAUAUGCCAUUCUUACAACCACUCCAUCACAACUUCGGCAACUUAUCGUUUUUAGAAACAUUAUGGCUAACUGGAAUUAAUGAUGUGAGCUUGAUUGCCAACAUCCAAAACCUUUCAUUGUUGAAAUUACUUUACCUGCUAAAUUGUCAGAAAUUUGUGUCUUUGCCACAGCUUCCACCAUCACUGAGAGAGCUUCAUUUAAGUGAUUUAAGGGAACUCGUGUCUCUGCCACAACUUCCAUCAUCACUAAGAGUGCUUCAUUUAAGUUAUUUAAGGGAACUCAUGUCUCUGCCACAGCUUCCACCAUCCCUUAAAUACCUUUGGUUAGAUGACUGUAGGAAACUCGUGUCCCUACCACAGCUUCCACCAUCCGUGACAUAUGUGAGAGCCAUUAAUUGCACUUUUCUAGGGACAGAUUUCACUCAACGGAUAGCAUUACAACACAUCUUGAGUCACUCACAGAGUACUGACUGCGAAACAUGUUUCAUGUUCUCAGGAGACCAUGUGACCGACAAGUGUGAGUUUCAAAAAGCAGGGACUUCAAUAACUAUUCCUUACCUCUCACCGUCGAACUUGUGUGGUUUCAUUUGUUCCCUUGUUCUUUAUAGGGGAUCAUACGGUGGUCUUGUUUCGUGUUCUAUCUAUCAAGAUGACGAAGAGGACUUCGACUACUAUUACUCAGUCCCCAAAAAUCUAACUUCAGAUCACAUUUUAUUUCAGUAUUUUAAACCAGAAGAUCUUUCCAAUGACGUACCAUUUAAAUUUGAAUUUCAUUUCUAUGACCGGGAUAGUGAUAAAGAUUAUGGUCAAGAGAGAAUAAAAGAGUGUGGAGUCUUCCCGGUGUAUGCCUCAAGCAUAGAAAUUGGAGUUGGAGCAUCUAAUGCUGAAAAUGAAUUGGAAUCCAUUUCUCAAAUCAAUAAUAAUGAGUCACAGCCUACUGAAAAUGGAGAUGCAGUUGGAGUUGGAGUUGGAGGCUCUAAUAAUUAA
Messenger RNA from Cajanus cajan (pigeon pea), 3234 nucleotides. The record is from RefSeq and is a predicted model, not a curated record. NCBI's taxonomy places the organism in Eukaryota, Viridiplantae, Streptophyta, Magnoliopsida, Fabales, Fabaceae.